Messenger RNA from Trichophyton rubrum CBS 118892, 2046 nucleotides. RefSeq lists its product as uncharacterized. The coding region runs from base 1 to 2046 and encodes 681 amino acids. The transcript has a single exon. Lineage: Eukaryota; Fungi; Ascomycota; Eurotiomycetes; Onygenales; Arthrodermataceae. The record is from RefSeq and is a predicted model, not a curated record. Gene Ontology annotation, molecular function: ATP hydrolysis activity; DNA binding; DNA clamp loader activity. Gene Ontology annotation, cellular component: nucleus; DNA replication factor C complex. Gene Ontology annotation, biological process: DNA repair; DNA replication.
AUGAUCGUGAAACCCCCAACUGCCUCAGACAUACAUUCAAAUAAAACUAAAAAGGAUACCCUUCCCGAACCUGAAAGAAAGGUUCAGAAGCGCAAGUCAGCAGCCUUGAGCGAAGACGAAGAGGAGGCUGAGGAAGACGGCGGCAAGAAGAAAACGACAAAGGCUCGCGCUCCCAAAACAACAUCCAAAUCCACACCCAAAAAACCUAGGGCAACUAAAGCGGACCAACAGGAAAGCAAAGAGAUACAAGCUAUACUUAACAGUAUCCCCGAAGUCAAAGCCCCUUCACCACCAACUGCGACGAAGAAAUUCAACUUUGUUGCAGCUGCUCAACGCGCUCAAUCUAGCGGUACUAUUGAUGAUUCUGACCUCCCAGUCGGGGAGCCGAAUUGUCUUGCUGGACUUUCUUUCGUUUUUACCGGUGUUCUUGACUCCCUUGGGCGGGAACAAGGACAAAAUCUUGUGAAAAAAUACGGGGGAAAGUGCAUGUCAGCUCCAAGUUCAAAAACAAGUUAUGUGGUAUUGGGUAAUGAUGCUGGUCCGAAGAAACUGGAAACCAUUCAGAAGUAUAAACUUAGGACAAUCAACGAGGGGGGCCUGUUUGAAUUGAUUAGGAAACUCCCUGCAAAUGGAGGUGACGGAAAGGCAGCCCAGCAGUAUGCUGAAAAGAAGAAAGCUGAGGAGCAAAAAAUCAGAGAGAUGGCUGCUGAAAUUGAUCGGGAAGAAAAGAAGCGUGCUGCUGAGUCCAAAGCAUCAGCUCCCCCUAGUUCAAGCACAGGAACCAAAGACAAGAGUGCUAGUGACAAGCGUGAGGCAGUUGAUGACCGCCUUUGGACUACAAAAUAUGCCCCCACAUCACUUAGCAUGAUCUGUGGAAAUAAGGGCACUGUCGAAAAGCUACAAACCUGGCUGCGUAACUGGCAUGCAAACGCGAGAGCCAACUUCAAGAAACCUGGAAAAGACGGUUCAGGGACGUACCGCACAGUUAUGAUACAUGGCCCCCCUGGAAUUGGAAAGACGACCGCUGCGCACCUGGUUGCAAAGCUGGAGAACUUUGAUAUUGUUGAGACAAACGCUAGUGAUACUCGAAGUAAGAAGCUACUCGAAACCACUUUGCGUGGAGUACUUGACACCACCUCUCUUCAGGGUUACUUUUCUGGCGAAGGCAAGAAAGUUGAGCCUGGGAAGAAGAAUCUGGUGUUGAUCAUGGAUGAAGUUGACGGCAUGUCUGCUGGUGACCGUGGUGGUGUUGGUGCGGUAGCUGCCAUUGCAAAGAAAACCAGGAUUCCUAUUAUCCUGAUCUGCAAUGAGAGAAGGCUUCCAAAAAUGAAACCCUUCGAUCAUGUCACAUUUGAGUUACCAUUCAGGAGGCCAACCGCAGAGCAAAUCCGUGCACGGUUGUUUACCAUUUGCUACCGAGAAGGCAUAAAGAUACCUCCCCAGGUGCUUGAUGGUCUUAUUGAAGGAACUCAUGCCGAUAUCCGCCAAGUGAUAAACAUGCUGUCAACGAUAAAACUUAGUGCCAAUAAUCUUGAUUACGAUCAAGGCAAAGAAAUGUCAAAAGCAUGGGAGAAGCAUGUUAUACUUAAACCUUGGGAUAUUGUUGGGAAAAUCCUUAGUGCGCAGAUGUUUGCACCUAGUUCAAAGGCUACCCUCAACGACAAGGUUGAAUUAUAUUUCAACGAUCAUGAAUUCAGCUAUCUAAUGCUGCAAGAGAACUACUUGCGAACAAAUCCGAUGGCAGCUAACUCCUACAGUGGCAAAGAGAGGCAGUUCAAGCUUCUUGAGUUGGCCGAUAAGGCUGCGGAGAGUAUUAGUGACGGUGAUUUGGUGGAUAGAAUGAUCCAUGGCUCACAGCAGCAGUGGAGCCUUAUGCCAACACAUGCUGCCUUUAGUUUUGUGAGACCAGCCAGUUUUAUGGCUGGGAAUAUGACGGACAGAGUCGGGUUUACCAGCUGGCUGGGCAAUAACAGCAAACAAGGUAAGAGACUGCUGUACCCCCAGAUUUCUAGCAUGUUUAUACUCAGCAUUUCUCUCUCCAGGUAA